Messenger RNA from Hemibagrus wyckioides, 2586 nucleotides. RefSeq lists its product as uncharacterized. Gene Ontology annotation, molecular function: histone binding. The transcript is spliced from 10 exons. Lineage: Eukaryota; Metazoa; Chordata; Actinopteri; Siluriformes; Bagridae. Bases 113 to 2212 code for a protein of 699 amino acids. The record is from RefSeq and is a predicted model, not a curated record. Gene Ontology annotation, cellular component: nucleus.
UUGAAAAGUAUUCAGACUCAGAGUGAUGCUGCAGCUGGAGGUCUGCUGCUGAAGCAGUUUAUUAUUAUUAUUAUUAUUAUUAUUAUUAUUAUUAUUAUAUUUAUCCUUUAAAAUGGAGUACAUGGAUCAAAAAAUAAUUUCAGAGCAGCUGAAGAAAAAUGACGAAAUAUUUAGAAACACCAUGGAGCGGAUUUUCCAAAAAUAUUCGAAUUUAGAUGGUCCAGGACCUGAAGUCUGCCUGAAAACCAUGACCAUCACAUCUGGGAACGAUUCUGUGCCUCUGAACAGCGCUACAGCAGAAGAAGAGCUGCAGCACUUAAGGGAUCAGCUCAAAAAGCGGUCACUGCAGGUCUCGGAUAACCCACAGGAAGAACAGAGUCUCUUGGAUCAAGACGCGAGUUCAUCUCUGUCUUCAUGCCAGAUGGAUGAAACCAUAGAUGAUCUCGAAUGUUCCAGUCAGAUGGAAAACUGCACUAGCGGCCAGUGUUCUGAGACUUCCCAUCUUUUUGCAAAAUCCAUGAGCAGCUCUCGCAGCUGUUUGUGGGACGAGCCGUCUCAGCCUGAGGAAGAGGACCCGGAUCUGGAGAGAACUCUAAACAGCAACGGCAGCACUCUAUUGGACGUCUAUCCCAGCAUGCUGAACCAGAUCGGCGAGGCAUACCGACGUCAGCACGUGACCAACGUGGCUAGCUCUGUCUUGCGCAGGUAUCGUCGUAGGCGCUGGCAGUCUUCCCAAGCACAGCACCACAGUUACAUUUUCAGCAAUGACCAUAAUCCCACGCUGAACAGGACGAGAGAGAGAGCAACUACUGCCCCGAAACCAGCCCGUGAUAACAUCAGUAACCACCAGAAAAGUAUGUUCAGGUAUCAGGGAUCUUCACCACACAAAAGCAAGCUGGACUUUUCACCAAUGAAGAGUAUCAGUAAUACAUCCCUAGUGUCCACGGCUUGUUUUUAUUCACCAAGAAGAGAUGAUGCGGAGAAAACAACGCGAGUGGAAAACAGUUCAGCCCACUGGACAGGCCAGUGCUCGAGCAGCAAGUCACCACGUCAUCGACCCGUUCGUGUGCUGGACCUUUCAACUCCCCCAUCUUCUGGUUCUUCCUCUCCUCAUUCUCCUUCACCAGAUCUCAACCAGACCUACGUUGUUGAACCGGUCUUUUUGCCAAGAUCUCAUGGGGUUUCAGCCUCCUCUGUCGCUGGCACAACAUGGUCACCGUUAAAAAUGGCCAGAAUGUCAUCUCUUGCAAACCAAAGAUGUAACUCUGAUAAUCCGUCACCAUCCUACUAUCGCUCAGGCCUGCGCAGGGACUACAUUCAUUCUCCCACCGCCUCCCCGCAGAGAGCUCUCAGUGUUCCUCUUUCUCAACUGAGGAGUCCUCUAAAGGCCAAAAUUAUUAGCGACCAGCAAACAUCCUUGUCCUACCCUAAACAAGCGUCGCCCAUGAUUCGUACCUCCGAGGUGUGCCGAUCUCCUUACCAAGGUCAGAGAGAUCAUUCUCCCUAUCAGAAGAAUCCCAGCAACCAGCUGAAACGCCAGCCGUCCUUCUCCAGCCACAUUUCCCCAUCCUCUACCAUCUCCCGGAUCCCCAGCAGGCAGAUUGAUGCUGAGUUCAUGAGUCUUUAUCAUCAUUUUAUCUGUCGUAGCACCAACCCUACAUCUUCCUGUCAUCUCUGCAAGAGGCGAUCCGGCAUCCAGAGUCCGGCUUUGUCCUCCACGAGCAUGUCGGCACUCUCUCUAACUCCUGUACGGAGCCAGCUGAAGAAGAGAUCUCGUGAGCCAGAGGUAGUGGAAUCGCUGAGAUUCAAGCGUUUCCGUGAGAGCUGUUCACCACGACGGACCCCUUCUGACCAGUUCUGGCCGCAGCAGCAGGAGGUGAACAGAUAUGUAGAUACUGCAGUGAUGGAGCCCAAUGAGGACAAAUACACCUGGAACAGGGCUCUUCUCUUACAGUGUCCCAGCCCGGGAUUUCUCAGAGCCAUAAGACAAAGUGGAUCAGGAAGCAACGGGAGGAGACCAAGCUCCAGACUGGACCUGCAGACACAGCACUACUCCCCAUCAUGGAGAGAAUCGUUGAGGUAUCGUGGUGAGGGUGAGAAUUUUGACAUCUCUGAAGGCACCAGGUCACCAGGGAGAGCCUGGGAUCGGAGUGGUGUCUCAGCCUCGCCAAGGCUGUCAAGAAGGCGGCUCCUGUAUGGCCCUCUCCAGUGAUGCGCUUUCCCUGUUCGUUUAAGAGAAGCCAUUACUGUAGGUUACUGUAAGUUCAGAAAGGAAACAUUACAUUGACCGUGUAAGUCCCUGUUAAUUCCAUAUUAUAGCCAGGAAAAGAAAGUUUCUCUGACCCAAAGGAAAAAGCUUUCAUCAACAUUUAAACAAGACAUAUUAUUUGUGAUUAUAGCGGUCAGUGUUCAAGCCUGUCCAGUUUAAAUACAGGAAACAGCUUGUGAAUAAAAAUUCCUGUGUAACGUAUGUAAUAGUUUUUUGUUUUUUUUUCCUUUCUGCUAGACAAACUCCAUGUUUUUGUCUACAAAUUAUCUUUGUGUUCACGCUGCAUGUAAACUGAAUUUAAUAAAUAUGUUUUCUAC